Molecule: messenger RNA, 567 nt
Organism: Cotesia congregata
Lineage: Eukaryota; Metazoa; Arthropoda; Insecta; Hymenoptera; Braconidae
Source: the annotation of a GenBank genome assembly
AUGAACAGUUUCAUUAUUGUUUGCUGUAUUAUUGUCGCAGCUUAUGCUCAAGCAUCACAGUCAAAACAAAUUGCUGCAUGUCCUAAAGUUCGACCUAUGGAAAAUUUAAAAAUCUCUAAAAAGCUUUUUGGAUAUUGGUAUGGAUGUCAAGAAAGUGUCACUAGUUUCCCCGAAUUGAACAAGUGCAUUUUACUGAUAAUGGAACCUAAUGGACCUUUAGGGUGGUCCGUAAUAUCUUCUGGAGUUUCCAACAAAACUGGCAUCACAACAUCAAUGACAGCCACAGUAACAGUUGAUGAACAACAGCAUGCCAUAACUUCUGUGCAUUACAACUCGUUGCCCCCAGGCCCGAUUACAAUUGGUAUCACUAUUCUAGACACGGAUUAUGAAAAUUACUUGGUUCUUUGGAGUUGCAAUGAUGAUCAACCACAACAAACUCCCGGGCUUUGGAUGCUUGCAAGAAACCGUACGUCCUGCAGCAGUUUUAAAGGAAAAGUGAAAAAUGUAAUGGAUGAAAUAGGUGUUACCUUGGCUAUGAAUUCAAUCGACCAGAUUAAUUGUUCUUAG